AUGUGCCUGGAUUUUGUCCAGAAAAUUAAUUUAAAAGCAAUUGAUAGAUAUGAAAAUGAUGAAGAUACAAGUGAUGAAGAUAAUAAAAAAAAUGAAGAGGUCAGGCAGUUUUCAGCUGAAAGGUCUUCUUUAUCUGCAUUGGCGCUUUAUCCUUGUUCCUCGCCUGGAAGUAUCAAGGCGCGUUUUUUUUUCGCUUCUUCUUCCUUAUCACAUGGUGCUCGUGGUGGUCUUUUAUUUGAUGAUCCGCAUGACAACAAGUUUGAUGAUGACAAUGUUGCAUUCGAUGGUGCUGAGAAUGUCAACGAUGACGUUGACAAUGUUGAUAUUUUUGCUGAUUAUUAG
Entrophospora sp. SA101 is the source of this 342-nucleotide messenger RNA. Lineage: Eukaryota; Fungi; Glomeromycota; Glomeromycetes; Entrophosporales; Entrophosporaceae. The record is from the annotation of a GenBank genome assembly.